CCAGGCGGCCAAUCAGCGUGCAGCAAGCCCGACGCGCGAACUUUUGAGCUUCGCGACAUUUGCGACCUGCUCCAGCGCGCAUCCAGCCUGGAGCAUUGACAGCUAUGUCGCUCCUCAGACAGCUUCCACGGGCUCGCCCGUAUGUCUGCCAACAAUGCAUACGCAAGCAACGAACCACAAUCGAGGGCCAGCGGCAGAAGGGUACCUGGGGUCAGAAGAUCAUGGACCCGGCACGAGCAGCAGCGCAGUGGGAACAGCGGGCCAAUAAGAUAAAGAAUGGCCAAGAAAAGAGCAUGCUGACCAUCUUGGAAGAGCGAGGCUUUGUAAAAGAUGUUGCCGGAGGCCGAGAGCAGCUCGACUGGCUCCUCACACAGAAGGAUAUUGGAGCAUACGUUGGUGUGGACCCGACCGCUCCCUCGAUGCACGUCGGGCAUCUGCUCCCAUUCAUGGCGCUAUUCUGGUUGUACCUGUCCGGCUACCCCUCCGUAACGCUGCUAGGAGCGGGUACCGUUUUGAUAGGAGACCCUUCCGGACGAACGACCGAGCGCGCGCGCCAGGCAGACGAUGUUCGGACGAUGAACAUACUCAACAUGCGAAGGCAAAUCGACCAGCUUUGGACCCACGUGAAGUGUCUUGGAAUAAAGCAUCGAUUCCCUGCGGAGAUUAGCAGGACCAGAAUGGCUUUGGAUAAUCAUACAUGGUUGCAGAAUCUGAGCGCGAUUGAGUUGAUGCAACAAGUGGGCUCAGGCAUGCGGCUUGGUCCCAUGCUUGCUCGAGAUUCGGUAAAGGUGCGCAUGGAGAAUGGCGAAGGCAUGUCCUUCUCUGAAUUUAGCUACCCUCUUUUCCAAGCAUACGACUGGUGGUGGAUGUACAACAAACACGGCGUACAGCUUCAGCUCGGCGGUUCUGACCAGUACGGUAAUCUUUGCGCUGGCAUGGAUGCCGUGAGCUACAUGCGCAGGACCCGUGGAGACCAGCGAGUGGGAGCAGAGGACGACAUCGCCAAUGCGACUUUCGGUCUUGCGACACCACUACUCACGACAGCCUCAGGUGAAAAGUUUGGAAAGAGUGCCGGCAACGCUGUCUGGCUAGACAAAGAGAUGAUGAACUCUUUUGAUCUCUAUCAGUAUUUCCUUCGGACCGCGGACAAUGAUGUCGAACGCUACUUGAAGCUAUUCACAUUUUUGCCUAUUCAACACAUUGACCUCGUCAUGGAGAGUCAGCGAAAGGACGAAUCGAAACGCACCGCCCAACACGUCCUCGCCAAGGAGGUCGUCGAACUUGCUCACGGAGCCGAAGACGCAAUGAAGGCCGAAGCUGCGCACAAAGAGGCUUUCAGUCAAGGAACUCACACGUUCUCGCUGUUCGGGCUUAGAAAGGCCUUUGAAGAAAUAAAGAAAAAGGAACAACCCGAUAAGGUCGACGAAGCUGAGUUGAAGCUGCUCACCUAUAAGAAGACCUAUGCUUCGUCUUCAACAGCCACAGGAAAUUCUGCAGAGGACUCCCAAAAGGAAGCUUCACAAAUAGUAACUCUGCCGCUGCCCCUGCUUUCGCAAGGCUCGUUUCCCCGUGUGUUACAUGCUGCCGGACUCGUUGGCUCCAAGAGCGAAGGUCAGCGUCUGAUCGCUAAGAGGGGCGCAUACGUUGUCCUUCCCAACUCUGGGUCGCUGGAGAACCCAUCUGGUCUGAAAUGGGAACAGAUCCCGGAGGCCAUCAGCACCACCGAUCCGAACCAGUACCUACUCGAUUGGCGGGCGCUCGUCCUACGAUCUGGCAAGUCGAAGAUACAAAUUUGCCGCAUUGUCACCGAAGAGGACUUCGAAAAGGAAGGCCUAACCUGCCCUGGGUGGGAAGAUUUCAAAGCUAGACGGGCAGAGUCAGGCGAAGAGACACAGUAGGGAUUACGCCGCACACUUGUACUUAUGAUGGACUCUGUAAAACAUGUAUUUUAGUAGGGGCUUGUGCCAGCAAGUCUUGGGCACGGCUUGUGCACAGUUUUAUUGUAUGUAGCAAUGCUUUUACAUCCCUGCCUUC
Messenger RNA from Paraphaeosphaeria sporulosa, 2034 nucleotides. Its product is annotated as tyrosyl-tRNA synthetase-like protein. The record is from RefSeq and is a predicted model, not a curated record. Lineage: Eukaryota; Fungi; Ascomycota; Dothideomycetes; Pleosporales; Didymosphaeriaceae. The transcript has 5 exons. Gene Ontology annotation, cellular component: cytosol; mitochondrion. Gene Ontology annotation, biological process: tyrosyl-tRNA aminoacylation. Gene Ontology annotation, molecular function: ATP binding; tyrosine-tRNA ligase activity; RNA binding. The coding region runs from base 105 to 1898 and encodes 597 amino acids.